AGACGGAGACGUUCUUCCGGUUUCUGUUACGUCGUUUCGGUCAUUACAGUUUAAAAUCAACUAAUCAAAUAAACUGGGCGAUUGCUCGGUUUGUAAUGCUGCUUACGAAAUGGCUGUGGCAAUGAGCUCCACUUGUCCUGGGCUUUACUGUGGAAGAACCAGCACUAAUGAUACUACUGAUAUGUGGGGAGAAUGUGGGGUUUGUCCUCGGGGCGAGAGGACGAACUUGGAGAAGUUCUGUAUGAAAUGCACUGGAUCUCCUGAUCUCUAUGACUGGCUGUACCUGGGCUUCAUGGCGAUGCUGCCUCUGGUCCUGCACUGGUUCUUUAUCGAGUGGUAUUCUGGGAAAAAGAGCUCAAGUGCCCUUUUCCAGCAUAUUACGGCCCUGUUUGAAUGCACAGUUGCUGCUGUAGUGACUCUGCUGCUCAAUGAUCCUGUCGGCCAGCUGUAUAUUCGUUCCUGUGAGGUGAAGAUGCUUUCAGACUGGUACACCAUGCUGUAUAACCCCAGCCCCGACUACGUCACCACGCUGCACUGUACACAGGAGGCUGUGUUCCCUCUAUACACCAUCGUGUUGAUCUACUACGCUUUCUGUCUGGUGUUCAUGAUGCUUCUACGGCCACUUCUGGUUAAAAAGAUAGCAUGUGGUUUAGGCAAGACAGAUCGUUUUAAGAGCAUCUACGCAGCGCUGUACUUCUUUCCCAUCCUUACUGUCCUGCAGGCAGUUGGAGGAGGACUGCUGUACUAUGCAUUUCCGUACAUUAUUUUGGUCUUAUCCUUGGUCACGUUGGCAGUUUACAUGUCAGCUUCAGAGAUACAGUCUUUCAAAAACCUUGUGGCCAAGAAGAAACGGCUUGUCGUUCUCUUCAGCCAUUGGCUUCUCCAUGCGUAUGGUAUUAUUUCUAUAUCCCGACUGGAUAAACUAGGCCAGGAUUUGCCUCUGUUGGCUCUGGUGCCUGGACCCGCUCUCUUCUACCUGCUGACAGAAUUCACAGAGCCAAACCGGAUUCUGUCAGAGGGGGGAAAUGGACACUGAUGUCAGUUCCUUUUCUAGGAGAACCGAUUUGUCCAAAUGUAGAGGAAUGGCGUUCAAUUUAAUGACACCUUCGGGAUGGAUGCCAAUGAGCCAU
Molecule: messenger RNA, 1130 nt
Organism: Danio aesculapii
Lineage: Eukaryota; Metazoa; Chordata; Actinopteri; Cypriniformes; Danionidae
Gene: jkamp
Product: jnk1/mapk8 associated membrane protein
Biological process (GO): response to unfolded protein
Cellular component (GO): membrane
Molecular function (GO): ubiquitin protein ligase binding
Source: RefSeq, a predicted model, not a curated record